UGUGGAACCAACGCACGCGUUGUAGGGGGAGAAGUGAUAUACGUAACCUCAUACAGGUGAGCUUAAAAUUGCGAGAAUUUUUGAACUGGAUCUCCUAACCAUUUAGAUCACUGAAAAGGGGGAAAUACACCGCUGAAACCCUUUGUGAAGUGACUGAGCGAGCAGAGCACGGUUGGGAUUCUAGGGAGGUUUGAACUUGUUUCUUUGUCACAUUCCUCUCAUCUCCGCCAACAUUGCAGCCCAAAUCACCGAAGUCCUUGUUUAGCAGUAGUAUUCUUCUUGUGGAACGCAGUUGGCUAUAACGAUGCUUCGUGCCUUUGGAUUUAAACGUGACACCACAAUCAGUGACGACGAUGCAGCACCGCUCAUCUUGCAACAGGCCCAUGAUUUUGAACUUGCUCUCCAGGCCAUGGACUACCUCCUAGAUGACCGCACGGAUGAGGGUUUAUUGCUCAUCUCCGGUGAAUCAGACUCGACGAUCAAGACUCUUGCAAACGGUGUGAUCCAUUUCCUCGAGGCCACGCUGGGGUUUGAGCCGGAAGUGAUGCGUAAAGCUGGUGAAGUCUUGGGUAAAGCUGAAACGCUGAGUGCUAGGGACCGUACAAAAUCUCAAAGAAUGAAGUUGAAAACUUCAAAGAACUUCCCUCCUGGUACUGAGUACGCGGUGUGCUAUGCCGAGGCAACACUGCUCAACGCAUUGGUUAUGCUGCUGAGUGAGUCGAUGAUUGAAAGCGCUAAAGCCCUACUCAAGUUGAGAAGAGCCUAUCAGACUUUGGAUGAAUUGUUGGGACUUGUGAAGGAUUUUGACAGAAAGAAGAAAAUGCAAGGAAGAGGUGUUCUCCCACUGAAGAAUGAAAGCACUCCUAGUCUGUCAUCAUCAGCGAGCUCAUAUUCUACGGAUGUCCCAUUCAAUUUGUCGGAUGAUAUGUUGAAAGACGCCCGGUUGGUUGGUAUGGCUGAUAAGGUGCAACAUAUGAGAAUCUCUAGACUUAACGGUUCUCAUAUCGGUAACACACCUGCAAGCGAGAGACUGCGGGUUACUGUUGGUUAUAACUCUGAAAAAGUGUGCGAGUUGGAAGGAACCGAUAGUCUCGAUCAUCAUUACCCUGUUAAUCCAAACUCUGAGAUGAGUACUAUUGAUGAAUACAUCAUUACAGGUACCAAUCUGUGUUUUGGUAUAUUGCAAUUGGUCCUUUCACUCAUUCCACCUGCAAUUGGUAAGGUUUUAUCUGUCGUAGGAUUUAAAGGAUCGAGGGAAAAUGGGUUGAAGAUGAUCUGGGAAUCCGUCCAGGGUAGAAAUAUUCACGGAUGCAUUGGUUUGUUGGCAUUGUUGGUAUUCUACGAUGGACCUUUCCAAUUCACAGACGCAGAUUUUGAUAUCCCAGAUCUAUUCAACAAUGAGCACACGUUAGGUACGAACUUGACCAACGAGGAGAGUGGACUCGAUCUAAAGAAGACGAAAUCUCUGAGAAUUAUGCGUACAGAGAGUCGUGCCUUCCAAGGAUUGGGUAAACCAACAUUGCUACACCCUGGUAAGAAGUUGGAAGAUGCUCUUCUCUACGCAAGGGCACUGUUCCCUCACUCUGCGUUGUGGUUAUUACAAGAAGCUCGUAUGCUUGCAUCCAGAGGUCGUCUCGAAGAGUCUUUACAACUUAUGGAUAGUAUUGAACGUGAUGUGAAGAUGGUGCAAGUUGAAGCACUUCUUGUGUUUGACCGAGUUAUGGUGCUCAUGUUCUUGCACAAGUAUGAAAGAGCUGCACAGGAUAUUCCAAAGUUACUCUCUUUGAACGCUUGGUCCCCAGGUCUGUACACUUACAUUGCGGCCUCGUGUUAUGUUGAACUGUACCGUAUGUGUAAAGCUGGCUUAAUUGAGGAUGGAGAGACAUUGGCAAGAAAGGAUGAAUUUGCCAAAAAAGCCCAAGAGCUGUUGUUGAAAGUCACCGGGUUGGUCAAGAGCGGUAAGAAGACGAUGCCUUUCGACAAGUUCUUAUUGCGUAAGAUGGGUGAAUAUCAGGAGAAUGUCAGACGCUAUAAGGUGGAUCUCAUAGAUGCUAUUGGAACUUCACCAACACACGAGCUGAUGUACUUUUGGAACGGCUAUAACCGUAUGCCUGAAAAGGAUCUUAGACUGGCACAAGUUCUUUUGGACUACAGUGUAUCCGACCACUCUGCUAUUCCAGAGCAUGAAAACCACAGCAUGAUCCGUAGCUUGUUGCAAGCCAUCACACUCCGUCGUUUGGGCAAUAUCGAUGAAGGGCUGGCUAUCUUGGAUAAAAAAGUCAUCAAGAACAUCAUUGUUUUACAACCAAACGUGAGAAAGGAACCGUAUAAGUACAUCCAUCAUACAGAAGAUCCGUGGUUAUACCCUACAGCGAUGUAUGAGAGGGCGCUGUUCGUCUGGAAGCAGAUUGGAGUCGACGGAUUAGAGACCUCGAAGGAAUGGCUGGUAUACGCCCAAGGUUAUGCAGAUGAUUAUGAGUUGAGUACGAGGGUGAGUAUGAAGAUUAAAGCUGCAACUGAUAGAUUGGAAGCACUAUAAAGUGCACAAACGUUUUAUAUCUUUGAUUAUCAUUAUUACUUCUUUUACCAUC
Williopsis jadinii is the source of this 2591-nucleotide messenger RNA. RefSeq lists its product as uncharacterized. The coding region runs from base 305 to 2539 and encodes 744 amino acids. Lineage: Eukaryota; Fungi; Ascomycota; Saccharomycetes; Phaffomycetales; Wickerhamomycetaceae. Gene Ontology annotation, cellular component: cytosol; mitochondrial outer membrane; nucleus. The record is from RefSeq and is a predicted model, not a curated record. The transcript has a single exon.